Dreissena polymorpha is the source of this 2332-nucleotide messenger RNA. RefSeq names its product coiled-coil domain-containing protein 91-like. The coding region runs from base 106 to 1719 and encodes 537 amino acids. Gene Ontology annotation, biological process: Golgi to lysosome transport. The record is from RefSeq and is a predicted model, not a curated record. Gene Ontology annotation, cellular component: trans-Golgi network. NCBI's taxonomy places the organism in Eukaryota, Metazoa, Mollusca, Bivalvia, Myida, Dreissenidae. The transcript has 13 exons.
GGGACAUUCAACCGACUAUUAGACCAUAUAAAAUGGCAGCGCUUUCGUCAUUAGUGUUUGACAGAUGCGUAUAAUCGAAAAAGGUUAACGUAAAUAUAUAAAAACAUGGCAACUAACCAUAAUAACAAUCAGGAUGACGAUUUUGGGGACUUUGGAGGAUUUGAGGCUGCUGAGCCAUUGGAAAAUCCAGAUGUAGGGAAUAGAGGAGCGCAGGCAGCACCAAAUCUGUGGGCCAUGUUUGCUCCAGCUGUUUCUGGAAUCCAGAGUGUGCAGCCUGACCUGUUGUGCAGCCAGAACCGGUUCCCUCAGCAUCUGGACACACCAAACACUGUCGAUGUUGCAAGUAGUGCACAGGCGAGCAUACCACAGGACUUUGACCUCGCUCUGGAUGACUAUCAGCACCAAGGAGCUGCUGGACAGCAGAAUGACCAAGAUGACUUCAACUUUGCUAAUGACAUUUUAGAUGGCAGCUUUCUAGCGUCAUCUGGACAACACUCAAUGCCGUUAGUAACCCCUCAGAUGCCUGACAUAAGUGGCCUUGACCUUCCUGGGAGUUUGAUGUCUAGGCUUGGUGCCUCUGGACACACAGAGGCUUCAAAUUAUCAGCAUUCAGGAGCAAACCAGCUAAGGACUGGUCCCCCAGCUGUGGAGCCAGAUCUGGAGGCUGCUGCCCCUGUGUCAGCCAAUGACAUUUCUGCCAAUGAGCAGGAAUCAGCUAAUCAGAUUCACUGGAAUGUGGCAAACAACCAGAGUGUUCAGGGUGAGGCAGAAUCCAAUUCACUAUUACAGAGGGCAGUGGAAGAAAAGGAAUCAAUUCAACAGGAUUUAGAGAGACAGCAGACGGAAAAUGCACGCCUGGCUGAAGACUUGGCUAGAGCAGAAGCUUUGGCAGAAUCUGCUAGACAGAAUCUUGAAAAAGUCCAAAGUUCCCACAGGGAGCAGCUGGAAGGUUUGCGUUGUGCGGGUCACGAGGCCCUGACGGUGGUGGUGGAGGAGUACCGGGCCUCCCUGGCAGCGGCUGUGCAGGCCCAGGCUGAGUCCUGUCAGCGGUCCCUGGCGCGCAGCGUGAGAGAAGAGACCGAGCAUUUACGUGCACUCCUGGUGGAGCAGAAAGAAACAUUUGAUAAACUCCAAGAAUCUGAGAGACAACGCAAUACUGAAUUAUUAAAAGAGGCCAUUGCAGAUAUGAAAGAAAAAACAAAUGAGGAGAUGCAUAAAUUACUAGCUGAAGAGAAAGUGAAGUUUGAACACAGCAUUCAAGAAGUAGUAAAGGUUGAGCAAUUGAAAGCAGAACAGAAACUGACGGAGGUUGUGAAAGCAGAGCGGGAGAGAUCUGACAAGUGUCUUGAACAGGAACAAGUGAAGUUUUCAGCCAAGAUGGCGGAGCUUGCUCAGGAACAUAAGAAGGCAUUAGAGCUAGCACUACAAGAACAACAAAACAAGUACAAGGAGGAGCAUGGCGUAUCACUGAUUGAGGAGAGGUCAAGAGGUCGGGAGGCCGUGCAAGAGGUCACCAGGGCAGCAAGAGACGAUCUGAUAAGGUCCCUUCAACAACAUAGACAGGAUGACCGGGCCAUGCAGAGGCGACAACUGGCCAGCCUCGAUGUGUUCCUGGAGAGUGCGCGACACCAGCUGGCGUUGCUAAUAGAUACGUCACAUGAUGUGGACAACAGUGAAGCUGAUAAACAUGGUUGUGCAAAUAAUGAACCAUCGUCCUGAGAUUAAACUGUGUACAUAGUUUUAUGAAAUAAUCACUUUUUGUAUUUUGUGUGAGCAAUUGUGUUAUACUAUUGAUCCUGCUGGAUUUUAAAGCUUAAACAUAAGCAAAACCAAGAACUAAUGCAUGUAUACAUGUACUCAUAUCGACUUGUGUACGGUGUACUUGGUGCUCAAUGGGUAUACUGAACUCAAUCAGUUCCUAAGUGCAUAUAAGAUAAUACGCUGUUAAUGUUUAAUUGCAUUGCUGCGUUACAUGUAGACUUUAUUACAGUUAGUGCUUGUUUUGUAUAAGAAUCCAUCAAAACUCGAAAUGUCAACCAAUGCGAUAUUUAUCAGUGUGUAUCAGAUUAUACUGUUCCAAUGUCAUCUGAUUUGAUGACAAUAUUAUACAGCUUAAAAGAAACAUCUCACAUGCUGUGUCUUGUUCGUUUUUUGUCUGUGCAUAUUUAAAUAUAAAUGUUUUUUAUUUCAAAAAAAGACAAGACAAUAUAUUUUGUAAUUAUAAAAGGUCACUGGCCAAAAAUACAAUAUACAGACAUGUCACAUUAUACAUACAUGAGUUGUGAAUAGUGUUAUGUUUGUGCUUUGUGCAUUAAGAAAUAUAUGAAAAAUG